UAAGUCAGUCAGUCUACUCAGAGAAUGAGAGAGAGAAAGAGCUUCUUUUUAUAGCAAAACUGAUUCUUUUUUUCUCUCUUUCUACAAAACAGUCCUGUUGGUGGGUUAUAGUUUGUGUUGGAUGAAUCUUCAACACCACUACUACUACAACUGAAAGUUAAUCCAAAUACCCCAACAACAACUUAGAAGAAAACAGAAGAAGAUCAAGAAAAUAAGAAUAAUGGCAAGAGAGAAGAUUCAGAUCAAGAAGAUAGAUAAUACAACAGCUAGACAGGUGACUUUCUCAAAGAGAAGAAGAGGGCUUUUUAAGAAAGCUGAAGAGCUUUCUGUUCUUUGUGAUGCUGAGGUUGCUCUCAUCAUCUUCUCAGCCACUGGCAAACUCUUUGAAUACUCUAGCUCAAGCAUGAAGGAUAUACUCGAAAGACACAAUCUACAUUCUAAGAAUCUUCAAAAAAUGGCUCAGCCGUCCCUCGAACUGCAGCUAGAAAACAGUAGCUAUGCGAGGUUGAGCAAGGAAGUUGUAGAGAAGAGCCAUCAAUUGAGGCAGAUGAGAGGAGAAGAACUCCGUGGUUUGAACAUUGAAGAUUUACAACAGCUAGAGAAAUCACUUGAAGCAGGAUUAAGCCGAGUUCUUGAAACAAAGGGUGAACGAAUAAUGAAGGAAAUCGACACCUUACAAAGAAAGGGAUGUCAGCUGAUGGAGGAGAAUGAACGACUACGGCAUCAGAUAUUAGGGAAAUCUAAGAGCAGGAAAGAGGCCGGUGGCGUUGAUUCUUCCUCCCAAAAUGUGGUCCUUAAUGAAGAAGCAGGCCAAUCUUCAGAUUCUGUCUCCAACGUCGUUGUUUGCAACAACUCGCCGACUAGUGGUCCUCCUCCUCCUCCUCGGGACUAUGACAGUUCCGAUACCUCUCUCAAGUUGGGGUUACCCUUCUCUAGCUAGGCCAUAUGUGAUGUUGAUGGAGAUACAACGAAGAUGGAUGGAUAUGAUUAUGCUCGUCAAAUAAAGUUAUUAUAUAUAUUAAGCAGGAGAAAUUGUGAUCGGAAAUGAAAUAUUCAUAUGAAAACUUGUUAAUUAGGGUUUUCAUUCAAUUUCAAUUUGAUGAACCAAACAAUUCUUAAGAUCAAAACGAACCUGUGCGCACUAUACUGGCUUCCUAGCUAGGUAUUGUACUGUUGUUGUAUAUUAAUGCUGCAUGUAUGAAGUAGCAUAAAUUAAUGAGCCAUGGUGUGUAACUUGUAUGUCU
Messenger RNA from Papaver somniferum (opium poppy), 1244 nucleotides. Its product is annotated as MADS-box protein JOINTLESS-like. The record is from RefSeq and is a predicted model, not a curated record. The coding region runs from base 221 to 940 and encodes 239 amino acids. Gene Ontology annotation, cellular component: nucleus. Gene Ontology annotation, molecular function: RNA polymerase II cis-regulatory region sequence-specific DNA binding; DNA-binding transcription factor activity, RNA polymerase II-specific; protein dimerization activity. The transcript is spliced from 9 exons. Lineage: Eukaryota; Viridiplantae; Streptophyta; Magnoliopsida; Ranunculales; Papaveraceae. Gene Ontology annotation, biological process: positive regulation of transcription by RNA polymerase II.